This is a messenger RNA of Aethina tumida (small hive beetle), 3101 nucleotides long. It is a transcript of the gene Hmt-1, whose product is annotated as ATP-binding cassette sub-family B member 6. The transcript has 10 exons. NCBI's taxonomy places the organism in Eukaryota, Metazoa, Arthropoda, Insecta, Coleoptera, Nitidulidae. Bases 405 to 2933 code for a protein of 842 amino acids. Gene Ontology annotation, cellular component: membrane. Gene Ontology annotation, biological process: heme transport; transmembrane transport. The record is from RefSeq and is a predicted model, not a curated record. Gene Ontology annotation, molecular function: ATP binding; heme binding; ABC-type heme transporter activity.
CUGCUCAAACAUUUACUUCACAAUAAUUUCGCCCCUUAAAACAUAAACUACAGAAAAACUGAAAGUUGAAAUUAAAUAAAAGUAAAUUUAAAUGAUUUUAAAAUUACAAAAUUGAACUAUGACACUGUACUCAGUACACUUAAAUGGCAACACCGCAAACUUGCUCCGUCCUUUUCCAAUCCCCCGUAACAGACAAAGAAAGCGUUACAUAACAGACACCACCGUACAUAACCUCGUUUGCGAUGCAAAUGUCAAAAGUGACUUUACAAUUUAUAAUAUAAAAUAGUGAUUCAAAUCAUAGUCGCAACCUUAUUGUUGCAACAAACGGAUCAUCGAUGUGAUGAAGUGACCAUUAGUAACAACAACAACAACAAUCAAAACCUUGUUAACAAUAGACGGCGAAGAUGAUCAAGAACACGACGUACUGCCCGCCCGGCGUGCACAUUUGGGACUUCUGGGUGGACCAUGGGACCUCACAGUGUUUCAUGGACACAAUAUCCAGUUCACUUGUGGCCGGUUUCAUAUUGAUAGCUGGCUCGAUACAGCUGGGAAUAUACAGGAGAUACGGCACGGAAGUGUCCCCCAAUCAUUUGACCAGUAACAAGUUGUACAUGUUGCAGAUUUUUAUCACUUUGUUCCUACCCAUUUUGGAGAUUACCCGGUUCAUUUUGCAGGCCACUGUUUUCAAUGACAGGACUAUUUAUGGAUAUAUGGUUCUGUCCCUGAUCCUGCGCAUCAUCGCCUACCCAUUUUCACUGUGGGUCCUGCAGGUGGAACGUAAGUUCCUCCUGCCCUCGGUACCGACACGAGGCCACGGCAUCGUCCUGCUCCUAUUCUGGACGCUGACGUUCGUGCUGGAGAACUUAGCGUUCCUGAAUCUCGGUCAAAAGCAAUGGUGGUUCCAGCUCAAGGACCUUACAGAUCAGCUGGAGAUGACGCUGUUCGUACUACGGUACUGCUGUUGCCUGCUGAUGUUCCUGCUGGGUUUGAAAGCGCCGGGCAUAAUGCAGAACGUCGACUACUUCAGCCUCAACGAUCCCGGCCGGAGGGUCAACACACAGGACAACGUGGACACGCAGUCGACAUGGAAGAACGCUUACAAGAAGAUCAAGACGUUGGCGCCGUUCCUGUGGCCGAAGAGGGACUGUUGCCUGCAGUUCAGGGUGCUGUUCUGUUUUAUCCUGUUGGGUGCGGGGCGUGUGGUCAACUUGUACGUCCCCAUUUACAACAAACUCAUAGUGGACAGUAUGACACCUGAUGAAAAGGUGGAAGGUGAAAAGUUAGAAUGGAGAUGGGACUGGAUUGCCAUUUAUGUAGGCUUUAAGUUCCUGCAAGGAGGAGGAACCGGAGGAAUGGGAUUUCUCAAUAAUCUGAGGAACUUUCUUUGGAUUAGGAUACAACAGUACACCACGAGAGAAGUCGAGGUGGAACUCUUCAGACAUUUACACAGUUUAUCUCUCCGUUGGCAUCUUCAACGAAAAACCGGCGAGGUCCUGCGAGUAAUGGAUCGUGGUACCGACAGUAUCAACAAACUCCUAAACUACAUCCUGUUUUCAAUCGCACCCACAAUAAUUGAUAUAAUCGUAGCCGUCAUCUUCUUCAUCACCGCCUUCAACAUGUGGUUCGGACUUAUCGUCUUCAUCACCAUGUUACUCUACAUCAUUGCCACCAUAACGGUGACCGAGUGGAGGACGAAGUUCCAACGUCGCAUGAACUUGGCCGACAACGAGACCCGAGCCAGAAGCGUCGACUCCCUCCUAAACUUCGAGACCGUGAAGUACUACGGAGCGGAGAAGUACGAGGUGAACUCGUUCAAGGACGCCAUCCUGCACUUCCAAGGCGAAGAGUACAAGUCUAUCCUGACGCAGAACAUCCUGAACUCCAUACAGAAUUUCAUAAUCUGCGGCGGCUUGUUGGUGGGCAGCUUGCUGUGCGUCUAUUUGGUGGUCGAAAAGAAUGAACUGAAAGCCGGCGACUACGUACUGUUCGCCACCUACAUCGUGCAGCUGUACGUGCCGCUUAACUGGUUCGGCACCUACUACAGGCAGAUACAGAAGAACUUCGUGGACAUGGAGAACAUGUUCGACCUCCUUAAGGAGCCGCAGGAGAUCAUCGACGCCCCAGGUGCCGGGGAUAUUGUGAUGAAGCGCGGGGCUAUAGAGUUCAACAACGUGUCCUUCGGCUACGUGCCGGAGAAGCUGGUGCUCAAGAACGUGACGUUCUCCGUGCCCGCCGGUAAAACGGUAGCUUUGGUGGGCCCUUCAGGAAGCGGCAAGAGCACCAUUGUAAGGCUGUUGUUCCGGUUUUACGACGUGGAAACCGGGGCCAUUAUAAUAGACGGGCAGAACAUCAAAACUAUCACCCAGGAAUCCUUGAGGAACGCCAUCGGAGUGGUGCCGCAGGACACGGUGUUGUUCAACAACACCAUCAUGUACAACAUCAAGUACGGAAGGCUGACGGCUCAGGAUUCGGAGGUGAUAGAGGCAGCUAGGGCCGCCGAUAUUCACGAUAGGAUCGUGAGGUUCCCCGAGGGUUACGACACGAAGGUCGGCGAAAGGGGGCUGAGGCUGAGCGGUGGCGAGAAGCAGAGGGUUGCUAUUGCCAGGACGUUGCUGAAGGCGCCGCAGAUCGUGCUGCUGGACGAGGCCACCAGCGCCCUGGACACUCAGACUGAACGUAACAUACAAGAAUCUUUGAAUAAGAUGUGUGCUAACAGGACGACAGUAAUAGUGGCACAUAGAUUAUCGACGAUUAUCCAUGCUGAUGAGAUUUUGGUACUGAGGGACGGUGAGAUUGUGGAACGUGGAAGACACGAACAUUUAAUUGGACAGGAAGGCGUUUAUUCGAAUAUGUGGAAGCAACAGUUGGACAGCACUGAGAAACAUUCAGUGGAAAACAGCGUUGAAAAAUCGGAAAGUACGAGUGAAAGUUAAUGUAUUGGAACUGCAGGACAAGAUAUCAAAUUAAUUUUUGUACAUAUUAUAUUAUAGGAUAGUGAUUAUGUAAUUUCUUUGGGUCUUACAUAUUUUAAAUGAAAAUUAUACGAUAUUGUUAUCGAAGAUUGUUGUUUAAGUUAUUUUUACAUUAUACUUAAUUAUUUA